AAUAAUUUAGCUACGAUUAAAAAUAAAACAUCUGGCAUCGCGGUAUACAAAAACGUGUUUUUAAAUGUUUUUGAUCAAUUCUGAAGUUUUAUUUAUCUCCAACGUCUUUCUAUUUUAAUCUAAUUUCAGUCUAAAUGUGGAGGUGCUUAUCCAGUAACUUAAGUAAUCCAUCACAACAUUCGCUGAGUUCAUAGUGUUUAACUUUAAUAGAAAAAUAUAUAAAGAUCCCCCUUGUUCCCUUGGGAGCCAAUCAGAUUUGCGAUACACGUCAAUGCAACAGAAUGGAGAGCGGAGCGACUGCGGAUCAGUGCAUAUAGCAUUAGCGGCCAGGGUGGGAUAGGCAAGAGAGACGUUUCAGAUACAGUGCGAGAGAGAGUAACAGUCACCCACUCGAGCACAACCUUGGACGAUACAAAUAUGAGUAGUCAGUACGACGACGAAAGCCGCGACCGAAGCGAAUGUAAAAGCAAGUCGCCCACCGUGCUUUCCUCCUACUGCAUAGACAGUAUACUGGGCAGAAGAAGCCCGUGUAAAGUCAGACAACUGGGAGCGCAAAGUUUGCCAGCACCCGUCAGACCGGACCACGACCAGUCAACCGAAGUCACUUCUAAAGAGAACUCGUUUGACUCGGACAUGCACCUGCCGCCCAAACUGCGCCGGCUAUACGGCCCUGGAGGGAAGUACCUGGACUCCGGGAGGGGGUUUCACGAGCACCUAGAGAAGAGUGAGAGGGAGAGACUGCUGGACCAAGCCUGUGAGAGUCUCAAAAUCAGCCAAGCGCCACAAGUUAGCAUCAGCCGUAGCAAGUCAUACAGGGAGAACGCGCCCUUCAGCCAGAGUGAUGAAGGCCAGAGUCCCGAGCACACGGCCCAGGAGCUGGUGGAGCUCAGCACUCUGAAGUUUGAAGAGGAUGUUGUCAAAGAGGAGGCGUGCGGAGACGCCAGCCUGUCUCCGAAGGAUGAAGAGAGCAUGCACAACGAUGGGGAUGUAAAAGAUGGAGAGGACAGUGUGUGUCUAUCGGCCGGCAGCGACUCGGAGGAAGGGAUGCUUAAACGGAAGCAGAGAAGAUACAGGACUACCUUCACCAGCUAUCAGCUGGAGGAACUGGAGAGGGCCUUCCAGAAAACACACUAUCCUGAUGUGUUCACCAGAGAGGAGCUCGCGAUGAGGCUGGAUCUGACAGAAGCGCGCGUGCAAGUUUGGUUUCAAAACCGAAGGGCAAAGUGGAGGAAACGUGAAAAGGCAGGCGUCCAGGCUCACCCCACGGGCCUGCCCUUUCCUGGGCCGCUGGCAGCCGCUCACCCCCUUAGUCACUACCUGGAAGGAGGACCCUUCCCACCUCACCCUCACCCUGCUCUGGAGUCAGCGUGGACCGCCGCAGCGGCAGCUGCUGCUGCAUUCCCAGGCCUGGCUCCGCCCCCAAACAGCUCCACCCUCCCUCCUGCCACACCCCUCGGCCUAGGAACCUUCCUGGGCACAGCCAUGUUCAGGCAUCCAGCCUUCAUUGGACCCACUUUUGGCAGACUCUUCUCAAGUAUGGGUCCUCUGACCAGCGCUUCCACGGCCGCCGCUCUCUUGCGCCAAACUGCACCGCCAGUGGAGGGUCCAGUGCAGCCGCCGGCAACCCUGCCAGACCCGCCUUCUUCCUCAUCCUCUACGGCCGCCGACCGCAGGGCAUCUAGCAUCGCAGCACUGCGUCUCAAAGCAAAGGAACAUUCGGCCCAGUUGACCCAACUGAACAUCCUGCCAUCUGGCACUGCAGGGAAGGAAGUAUGCUGAUCCUUCUCCUUAAAAACAAAACAAAAUGUUAAAGAAACCAUCUCAACAAAAAGCACGACCAAAUCCAUAUAGCACUAGCACAACGGAGACCCAUCAGACACUGGAGUCAUCGCCAAGUCACAGAGCCUCCUACUGGACAUCAUCUCUAAAUUUCACACAGUGCACCAAACAUGUUUCAGAACCCUGAGUGUAAUGUAGGCACAUCAGAGGGAAAGUUAGGGAGGCUGUGCUUGGUUAAGUCAUUAAAUCUAUCCAGUCUUUUGGGUCAGGAGCAAAUGUGGCAAAAGACACAUUUACACCCAUAGAGAAGAACUACACUGCAAUACACAGAGAACUCUAAUUUCUUCCUAGUCUUCUCUCAGUGCUGAAGCAGAGAUGGGUCAAUAUGCCAAAGGGAACUGCCACAACCUGCUACCCAUCCUGAACCAUAUCCAUUCAAGUUUGGCAAAGCAAAUCAAAUUUCUGAGAAUGAAUCCUCAGCUUUACUUUCUGUUUUCAACUCUUCUGUUAAAUAUAUUUAGGAGAAAAAAAAUAAUGAAAAAGAAAUGCUUGGUUUGUUUUAAGGAUGAACAAUGUGAAAAAUCUAAACUUUAGCCUGUUUACUGAUCUGUUAAGGGUAUCCUGUAUAUAUAGCUCUGUUUUAAAAUGAAUGAAAGGGGGGGCAAAAUGACAAGAAAAAAAAUAGUUUAUUUCAAAAGAUGUUUUGAGAAUAUGCUCUCAGUGUAGUUCUGUAGGAAUGGUUUCAUGUAGAUUCAUCCUCUGUUCGUUUGAUUCAAAUUUUAGAUUUUUAGAUGAUUAUUUAUGUCUGACCGGUAGAGACCUUGAAAUCCAGACCGGGAAGUUUUGCUAUUCAGUGAGAGUUUUCCCUGUCGCGCGCAGGGACCAGUUAAGUCGGAAUAAAAGAAACUGGUGAAACAAACCCUUCUCUGUUAUUUACAACUGUUCAUGCGAAUUGAAUAUAAUGUAUAGUACGCGUUUAUCUUGGUAAAAUGAAAUGUGUCGAGCACAAAAAUUAUCAAUGUAGCCUACGUGUUAAUGUUUUUUUUUUAAAUGCUUAAAUAGACGCGAUAGCCUAUUAAUUUAACAAAUCAGGUGGUUUAAUAGCCGUAAGAAUAUAGCCAGCUAUAUGAUUUGCUGAAUUUCUAGUAAAUAGGCAAUUAGCCUAUUCAGUAGGAGUCGCUAAUAAGAGAAAACAAUUUAAGUGGUCACUUUAAAACAUGAAUCAAUUACUACCCAACUGCACAGUAAAGUAAACAUUUAUGUGGUGGAAAGAGCCUUUUUGUUUGUUUUAGUUUGCUAUAAAUGACUGAAGAUAAUUCAUUCAAAAAUAACGUGGGCCUAUUUAUUUUUAUUUAGUCAGAUGAUGAUAUUCAUGACGGCUCUAUAAUCCAACGCUUGACAAAAAGCGCCAUUAUUAUUCCGCCAUUUCAUCCGUUGUAGGCCUUACAACUUGUAGAGGCGCUAAAUUGGACGCAACAUCUGUAAAUGCCCAAUUCAGUUAAGUCCUUUUCUCAUUAAUGAAGUAACAAGCAGUUUAUCAAAAAGUCUUUCUUUCGAAUUCCUUAUUUAAUUCCCCAAAUCCCUCUCCGUUGGAUCUCACGCGCGAAACGAUGCCAUUACAGCAAUCAAUGCGCUCCAUUCAAACAAAGUCAUUUUCGCCCAUUUGACCCGUCCAUGGUGUCGAACCAAAUCGCGUGAAAUUACCUCAAGGAUUAAUUUUCUCCUUUAUCGCGCGCGCCGCUGAAAAGAUUUCUCUUUUCCUUGUUUUACCCGCGCUAAUCCGUUUCAUUAUGACGCCACAAACAAGCAGGAUCAGUGAAGAUGGAAACGAACGAAAUGAAGACGGGUUGGGAGGCGUGAGGGGAUCAGUGCUCCUAUAACGCCCAACAAAUUCUUCUAAACAUCGCGCGUCAAGGACCCCCCUCUUGCAGCAAGUCCAUAUUAAACAUGUUGGCAUGCGAGAAUAUGUUCAAAGGAGCAUUAAGCAAAGGAAACCAAUUUUCUCUCCAGUGCCGUACCUCCAAGCGAGGUGCAUAGACUCUAUUUGCAGAAGGGACCACUGGAGCGUGCAGCCCACUUCUGUUGGGAUUUUUAUGAGAUUUUCCAGAAUGCCUUAAUCUUAUUGUGAACAUUAUUAAUGAAUCGCAAACCAAUUUGCUCGUAAUAUCUGGGGAAUGCUCGCCACAAUUGUAGAGGCACUGACCUGAAGUGCUUAGGGCAACUUUCUCUUUAACUCUUUUCAUACAAUGCAUGAAUGAAGAAACAGACUUUGUGGAGACUAAAUUUGCCUCUCUAUUUGUGGAGAGUGUGUAGAUGAUUCAUUGCCAAUAUUCUGACCACAAAGAACACUCUAGAGUGCCAAAACACCUGUUUGGGAACCCAUUUUUUUUUUUUAAAGGCACCCAAGUCAUUGCAGCAAAUUGGUGCAUAUUUAAUUUCCAAAAUCUUAUUUAAACAUUUUAUUGGAAUAAAAAAAGGCUUUAUGUGUUAAUAAAUUUCAUCACAAGCAAAGUAAAUAAAUAAAUAUACAUUGGGAUAUAUCUACGCCUUCAAAAAAGUAUAACAGGGUUGAUAAUUGUGUAGCUCAUUUAGCCUUGUGCUCAAUGUCAUGACAAUGUUUUAUUAGAGCAAAUAAUUUUGAUAUUUCUACAAAUACCCAGUUUUUAAUAAUCCGUUUCCUGGACAAAGUUCUGGUUGCACGGUUUCAUAUUUAAGACUGCGUUGUACUGACAAACCCUUGUCUUUUAGAAGUUCUUUAUGGCAUUUUUUUUUAGUUUAUGGAAUUGUGCAUAAUUAUAAUAACCCUUUUAAU
Molecule: messenger RNA, 4591 nt
Organism: Megalobrama amblycephala (Wuchang bream)
Lineage: Eukaryota; Metazoa; Chordata; Actinopteri; Cypriniformes; Xenocyprididae
Gene: arxa
Product: aristaless related homeobox a
Exons: 5
Coding region: 418-1779 (453 amino acids)
Biological process (GO): regulation of transcription by RNA polymerase II
Molecular function (GO): DNA-binding transcription factor activity, RNA polymerase II-specific; RNA polymerase II transcription regulatory region sequence-specific DNA binding
Source: RefSeq, a predicted model, not a curated record